Macrosiphum euphorbiae (potato aphid) is the source of this 249-nucleotide messenger RNA. Lineage: Eukaryota; Metazoa; Arthropoda; Insecta; Hemiptera; Aphididae. The record is from the annotation of a GenBank genome assembly.
AUGAUUCCGACUGAUGUGCCAUUUGAGUUUAAACGCCUACAGUUUCCAGUGCGGCUUGCUUUUGCUAUGACCAUAAACAAGUCCCAGGGGCAAUCAUUAAGUGUUUGUGGUAUUAAUUUGGAAAACCCAUGUUUCUCACAUGGUCAAUUAUAUGUUGCCUGUUCCCGUGUUGGGAAACCAUCAGAUUUGUUUGUCUAUGCGCCAGGUGAUCAAACAAAAAACAUCGUAUACCACAAAGCACUACAAUGA